AUGUCUGACACUCAGGAGGAAAUAGCUAAAGCUGCUAUCCUCGAGAAAGUCAUGAAAGGCAGGCAACUUACAGACCUCAUGCUACGCUCUUACGGAGGCACAGGCACUAUUCUGGAUCAUGCGGGCAAUAUCAAGAGCAUAUCUGGCCAAUUUAAACGGUCUGACUUGUGCAACGAGCAUCGCUUAAACCCUCGUGACUUACGGAAGAUUGAUUCACGAAUACCCAACCUUGUUCCUACAAUUCUUAUUCGCAAAGGAGCUGUUCUAAUUAACAUACUUCACAUACGGGCGCUAGUCAAGGCCGAUACUGUGGUUUUAUUUGACUCUUAUGGGUCCAACGAUUCCCGUCUUCACUCUGUGUUCCUGUACCACCUCGAGCAUAACCUCAAGGCCCGGGGUAGCGGCGCACCUUACGAAUUCAGAGCAAUCGAGUCCAUCCUUCUCUCCGUUCUCAGCGCGCUAGAAGCUGAGAUGGUGUUCAUCCGCAACCUCGUAGGUGGUCUCUUGGCGGAGCUCGAGGACGAUAUCAAUCAUGACAAAUUCAAACGCUUGCUACACUACUCAAGACGUCUGGUAGCGUUCAAAAAUCGCGCCAAGCUCGUCCAAGAGGCUCUAGAAGAAGUACUCGAACAAGAUGAUGAUCUGGACGCCAUGUAUCUUACUGACAAGAAAAAUGGCGUUCUGCGCGACAUGCAUGAACACGAGGAACUUGAAGUACUUCUUGAGUUUUUCUCCAAACAAGUAGAAGAAAUUGCCAAUGAAGCUGAAAACAUCGAGGCCAACGUUCAAUCUACUCAGGAGAUUGUCGAACUCAUCUUAGACUCUAACCGCAACGCACUACUCGCAUUGGACCUUAAAGUAUCUAUCGGAACUAUGGGAAUUGGCACGGGAGCUCUGAUAGCAGGUUUAUUCGGCAUGAACUUGAAAAGCCACAUGGAGGAGAUGCCCUAUGCCUUCAUGGCGAUGUCCACCCUCUCAUCAGCUGUUGCACUUUUCGUAGCAUGGGCUGGCCUAAGAAGACUCGCUCAGAUACGAAAAGUCGGACUCUCUAAUCCCAAACGAGGACAAGAUUUGGAAGUGCGUCCACGAAUACCACUACCCUUGCGCCGGCGAAGCUCGAAUGGAUGGUCAUGA
This is a messenger RNA of Suillus subaureus, 1134 nucleotides long. RefSeq names its product Mg2+ transporter protein cora-like protein. The transcript has 13 exons. Bases 1 to 1134 code for a protein of 377 amino acids. Gene Ontology annotation, molecular function: magnesium ion transmembrane transporter activity. The record is from RefSeq and is a predicted model, not a curated record. Gene Ontology annotation, biological process: mitochondrial magnesium ion transmembrane transport. Lineage: Eukaryota; Fungi; Basidiomycota; Agaricomycetes; Boletales; Suillaceae. Gene Ontology annotation, cellular component: mitochondrial inner membrane.